This is a messenger RNA of Soboliphyme baturini, 1185 nucleotides long. The record is from the annotation of a GenBank genome assembly. NCBI's taxonomy places the organism in Eukaryota, Metazoa, Nematoda, Enoplea, Dioctophymatida, Soboliphymatidae.
AUGAAGAGGAACCACAUGUGGCGCUUCGAAGUGCUCAGUGACAACUGCACUGAACAAGUGACCGCUAGCACCGUGAACGCGAUUAAGCACAUCUACGGCGGGUGCAGACUGUUCGAGACGGUCGUGGUCAUCGUGCUGUCGCCGAUCGGGACGAUCAGCGCCCUCUUGUGCCUGUUCACGGUCUGCGACCCGACGUACCGUAGGGCGAAGAACUUCUUCAAGAUGAUGGUGCUGAUGUGCGUCUCCGAGCUGGUCUACAACCUUUCGCACCUGAUCAUGCAGGCGAACAUGUUGCGUCACGGCGGCGUCACCGUCCACAACUUUACACUGAUCGUCGGCCUUACGGCGAUGCUCAAGGUGUCAUCGAAUUUCAGCGAUUUACUGUUCCAGCUGCUGUCGCUGGAACGUUACCUGGCCGUCUGCACGCCGGUCUUCUGGCACCUCGUCCGCGAAAACACCAAACAGCGACUGGUCGUCGCGUCCAUUCUGCUGUCGUUCGUACUGUCCACUGCAGGCCUGACCGAAUGCUUGGUCACCUACGUCGGCCAGGUGCAGAUCAACGGCACGACGCUUCGGCUACUGGUCGAAAACAGCCACAUCUCGCAAAGUCGCUGGUACCUCGGCUACGAGGUAUUCGCAGAAUGCGUCUGGUCGAGCAUCAGCCUCGCAAUAAUGCUCUUCUCCGUCGUCAGCAUCGUCACUGCCGAAAGGCGACAGCGAAUGCUGCACCACAGACAAAGGGGUCAUCUGGCCACUGUACCACGAAUUUCUCCCGAAACACCGACCCUGCCGAUUCAGCCGACACCGGCGACCAACGAAGCCUGCAAGUUCAGCAUUACCAACCUGGUGAUGUUGACCGGCGCCACGUUUGUCUUCGACAAGAUCACUAACUUGGCCGCCUGCGGCAACCUGUUCCUCAAAAUCAGACCGAACUCCAUCGGCUGCAACGACGCCGCCGCAGCCGCCAACAAGAGCAACGGCGAGUACCCCAAGGCGGCUUACGUCGCCAUCACCAUCGUUGUCCACGAACUGGCCGAGGUUCUCUCCCACUCGUCGAAUUUCAUCGUGUUCCUGGUCAUGUGCUACGGGUUUCGAAAAAAAUUCAUCACCAAGGUGAAUAAAAUCUACGGGACCGUCAAGAAACGCGUUUUCAUGCAAAACAUCGUCGUCACAAAACUGCGCUGA